This is a messenger RNA of Cylicocyclus nassatus, 264 nucleotides long. Lineage: Eukaryota; Metazoa; Nematoda; Chromadorea; Rhabditida; Strongylidae. The record is from the annotation of a GenBank genome assembly.
AUGGAAGGGACGAAGGAGUUCCUAGCACCUCCAUUCGCACCAGCAUUCACACUCCAGAAGGCUCCUCGCACCUUCGCGCAACAGAGGUCAAACCCCGCCCCUACUCCCUUCUUCACUGGUCUCAUUCGAAGGCUGCGGGCUGAUGGAAGAGCACAGUUUCAACUUGUUAGAAAUCUAAAUAGAACAAGCCGUUGUGUCAAACUUGUGAUUUUGCGGAAAGCACAGGAAGACAUUCUUCGUGUAGUCGUUUCUGUUGCCCUUUAG